This is a messenger RNA of Limulus polyphemus (Atlantic horseshoe crab), 7626 nucleotides long. Its product is annotated as sodium-dependent serotonin transporter-like. Gene Ontology annotation, biological process: sodium ion transmembrane transport. Gene Ontology annotation, cellular component: membrane. The coding region runs from base 28 to 1551 and encodes 507 amino acids. The transcript has 12 exons. The record is from RefSeq and is a predicted model, not a curated record. NCBI's taxonomy places the organism in Eukaryota, Metazoa, Arthropoda, Merostomata, Xiphosura, Limulidae.
UCUUUCAAAUUAGGUGCAGGAGUGGUAAUGCAGAUAACAGUAUUUAUCUUUUCUAUUCUAAAAAAUUUGUUUGCUGCAUGGAAUGUAUACUUCCUCUACCUGUCUUUCUAUCCUGAUAGCCCAUGGAUGAAAUGUGACAACCAGUGGAAUACAGAAGGUUGUGUUGCACUUAACCAUGUGCCAAUCAAUAUAUCAUCACUGGGAAAUAGUAGUAAUAUGAAAACUGAGCUUUUUCAGUCAGUGUCAAGUGUACCAUCUUCUGAGGAAUUCUUCAGAAACAAAGUAUAUGAUCGGUACAUUGGAGGAAAUUUCUUCAUGUUAUUGAUCAAGAUUUCGGCAAUUACUGUGAUAAUUCCUGCUCUGUGUCUGAUUCGAGGUGCUUGGUCACUUGGAAAGGUGCUGUAUUUGUUAGUAGGUGUGCCAGUUGUUGCUUUGGUGGUUAGUGCUAUUCUUCUGAGACACAGUCUUGACCUUCAAGGGGCACAUAUUGGCUUAGAAUAUCUAUUUCUGCCAUCUUGGUAUGUUCUUGGAAAUCAAAAUGUAUGGUUGAAGACUUUCCGGGCUGUUAUGGAAAAUGUUGGAGGUGGCCUUGGAAUUGUGCUGGUAUUGUCAAGUUAUCGCUGCCAGUUUAAACACAAUAUUCUUGUGAACCUUGGAGAAACCUUCUUAUUUUGUGCAUUUCAAGCUUUUUUCUUUUUGUUGUCAUCUGUAGUUUUGUACAGUAUGGCAGGCUACAUGUCGUGGAAGUUGAAUAUUAAAAUUAAUGAUAUAACCAUGCAUUACUUUUCCUUUUAUGGAUUAGUAGCAGCUCUACCUACACCUCUCAAUCGUUUAGUUCCUUUAGCUGCUUCUGUUUAUUGGUUGACUGUCAUAUGUGUUCAGAGCAUAGCUCUUCUUGGAUUAGUGACUGCUGUAGUAGAUGCUACUUCUGUUCUGCAAAGAAAAGGAUAUCAAGGUGCACUAGUGGCAUUUGGUCUUACUGUACUGGUGAUGGUGUGCUCUCUAGUUGGAACAAGAGAAAAAGGAUUCCAUAUUAUAAAUGUGUUCUCCAUGUUCCCUCUCAUGUGGCUUCAGCAUAUUCUUCUUGGAUUAGAACUUGCAUUGCUGGCAUACUUUUUUUUAAUGAAGCAGUUUCGAUCUGACGUCCCUCGUUCGAAAGGCAUUUUGGUUGUUGUCUUCUUUGUUUUCCCACCAUUUAUCCUGAAUAUAGCAUCUGCAGUGGACACUCAUCGUAUGAUAGAAUUUCUCUCUGUUCAAGAAUCUUAUCUGAAUCCUUGGGUAUGGAUUGUUGGACGGGUCUUGCUUAUUACUCUUCUGUCCCUCAUUCCUCUGAUUGCCAUAUUCCAAGUUGUUUUCAAGUACAGACAUCUACCUGUUACCAAGCGAUUCAUUCAACUAUUUCGUCCCACUGAUCUAUGGUACAGCAGUGUUUUGAACAACACACCAUUUGGUCAGGAGAAAUACCUUGAUGGAUACAUUCUGCAGGACACAAGCUAUCAUGUUGAGCCUACCAAUAAUGAAGAACCAGAAUUACUUGUCAGCAGACUGUAGAUAAUGUCUCACACUAUGUAGUUAUUGCUACUUCCACUGCAUGGUGAUUUUGAAAAUCUCUUUAUGUAUGUUGUACCUAACAUAUCCCUGCAUCAUUGAACUGAAAGAAAUAAUGAUGUUAAAGUAAUUCUUUAUCACUUUAGUUUGAUAAUCUAGAAAUAUACAUCAAACAAAGUAGAAAGUGUAUACAACUGUAAGUCAUUAUUAUUGUGAGAAAUAGUGGCAACAUUAUAAAAUAGCUUUCCAAACACUGACAAUUACAUAAUGAAAUUACUUAAUAAAACUAAAAAUUUUGUUUAUUUGUAAUUUUGCUCAUUUUUCAGGUAACUGACAAAAUUGUAACCUAAUGCACUUUUUGUUUAAAUGUAAUGUAUAGUAUAUAGAGAGAUGUUGAUCUGAAAAAGGUACCAGACUAAUUUGAUUAAAAAUGGUGCUGAUGUUAUGUUGUUUCUCAUUUAAGAUUUUUUUUGUAAUGUGUAAAGAUGAAUUGUUUUUUGCAUAGCUUGAAUCAAGUAGUUGAAACCUGAAACUUUUUUUUAACUAAGAAUUUAAAACUGUGUGAUAAAUUUAUUGCUUUUUUUCUUUGUUUUCUUUUAGGAGUCUCAUAGCAAAGCUUUUUCUUUUUAACAAAUCAUUGUUAUUAUUUGGUUGCUAAAGAAAAUAAUUCACAAUUUUUUUUUAUUUGUUCUUAGACUUAGUAUAAAGCAUCACAAACCAAACCCAAAAUUCUAACAUUAUAUGUACUCAAGCUUACUGCUGAGCAGCUGAGAGUUCUUUUUCAGGUUACUGUAAAGAAAAAUAUAUCCAGUUUUUGUGCAUGUUCUUAUUUUAAGGAUUACUAAGUAUUUUUCUGAUCUCUAUCAUUUAAUAUUAAAGAAAACGAAAUUUUUGCUCUCAGAAUUGUAUGGACUGUUUUACUGUUUGAUGGUUGAAGCAUUUUCAAAGUGAAUUGUAAUCAUUUAUUUUUGAAUUAUGAUCCAAGUUUAUCUCAUAGUGUAUAUUUAUCUAUUUUUUGUAUUUUAUCAUGCUUUUAUGUAAAGUAGUUUUAGCUAAAAGCUUGAUAGUUAUUUUUCAAUAUAUCAACUACUGAUUGAAAGUGUAUACUGUGCCUAACAUCAGUGCUACUAGCUUAAAUUUUUAGUUGUAACAAAUACAGAUGAAGUAAAGAUAUGUUAGUAUAGCAGAUCACCUAGUAAUUAAUGUGGGGAAAUUAAUAUUGUAAUUUUUUAUAUAUUAUAUAAAUUAGUUUAAACUAUUGCUGUUUACUUGUACUAAAUGGCUGAAACACUGUACAAGAAAGUAACCUUUACCCAAAACAGAAGUUGAUACUAAUUGUAGUCUACUGACAGGAAUCACAAAUUGGAUAGUAAAACACUAUUUUUCCAAAUUAAAUUAUUAAUCAUCACUAUGAUUUAAUAAGAAUCAGUCACAAAAAUAUUAUUAAUAAGAAAUGGAUUUUGUUCAACACAAUAUUCAUUUCAUAGGAGUUCAUUUGAGAAUACAACUGGCAUAAAAAAUAAUUACUUAAAUGUGUUACUUGUAUGUGUAAACAUUUUUUGAAAGCAUCCAACAUAAUCUGUAGUGUUCUAAAUACCAACCAAUAAUCAUUUUCACUAGAUCAGAACAUUACAUAUAGCUUGCAAUAGCUUUUCCAGUAUUCAUUUUUAUGCAGGUGGUAAACCCAUUAGAAUUGGCAGAAACUAAUAUAUUUCUGACAGCAAGAAACAUUCUACGUGUCAAAAACACAUACAUUGUUAUAGUCUGUCCAGGUACAUUUAAUUGCAUGUUAAUAACCUAGCAGCAACCAGUUUUGUAAAAGCAUUUCCACUUAGCAUUUUUAAUGAUUGUGUUCCAAAGUAAAGCUUUUUGUUUUGUAACACGAUAUAAUGUUAAUCUUCAAAACAUGUUUGUGCAUUGACCUUUAUUAUUAGUAAAAGUGAAUUUUGAGUGAUUAUUAAAGUAAAAUAAAUAGUAGCACCUCAAAGAAAUCAUACCAUCUUUGUUACUAAUUUUUGCAAUCAUAGAUAUAGACAUAACAGCUGUUUGGAAGUUUGUAUCAAAUAUACAAAAUAUAAUUUACAGAAACCCAGCAGAGUUGAGUUCUGUAUAUUUUUCUUAAUAGUCUUUCUCUUUGGUUGCAAGAAUAUAGUUUAGUUAUGUUAUUUAUAAGAAAAAAAUUACAUUACAGGAUCAUACAUUGUCACACUUUAAUUCUAUUUAAUAUUAAAAUGAUGUAGUAAGUUCAAAACCCACUAAAGUGAGCUGGUUCUCCAUAUUUACAAUGUUAUCAACUUCCAGCAUAUGAAAAAGCAAGUUAGUGUUUCAUAUGCGUUUAGCACCACACCCUUAAGUCGUUUGAAAGUAGGUGUGUAUUUUAAUGCCUGCCAAAGAAAAUUCUAGUGAAAAUAAAACUGUUUUAAAAAUGAUAAGAUGUAUAGAAGAUAUUCAUACUUCUAACAUUGAGUUUUAAUGGUUUUUUCUUAUUCCAUUUUGACCUUGUAAAAGCUGUGUUGACAUGUUAAGGUAUUACUUAAAUAGAAUUUAAGUUCAGUGCUAGUCUAUUUUAUAUCUAUGAAAUGUUCUGACAGUGAAAAAAAAAAACCUCCUACUUAAAACAUAAAAGAAUAUCAGUCUUAUAUUCCAAUAAUUAUCAUAUAGAAAUAGAUUAUAGUAAAUGUAUUUUCCUUAUCGUAAUAACAAUUUUUGAGGUAUCCCCUAACAGUUUACAUUCUGGCCCGUCACUUUAAUUUUUAACAAAAAAUUUCUGAUUUUGUGGAAUGCAUAAGAAUGAGAUAAAAGAUUUUGAGUGCAGUAAUUUUUUUUAGCCAUAAUAUAGUUGAAAUACUUCUCAAAUAUUUCAGAUUUGAUAAUGAGGAACCCACUUUGAGACUAAUAUAGUUUGGAGACAUUUUUAUUGGGUAAAUAAGAAAACUUUUAAAUGAAUUUGAUAUAACAUAAUAAAGUUAUAAUAAAGUUUUCUUUAUCACCCAUUGAAGCUGUCUCCAAACUUUAUUACUUCUUAAAUAAGUUUCUGGUUAGAAAACGUUUAUUAACAGCAAGAAAUGUCUAAAUGUAAAUGUUAACAUAAAGAGACAUGGUGUCAAUUGGUCAAUAAUACUUGGAACUGGUUUAUUGCCUCCCUGAUAAAUAUAUUUUAAAUUUAAAUUUAUUCUUCAACUACAGGGACUGAGAACUAAUAAUAGCUGUGUUAUUGGAAAUAAUUGUGGAAAUGCAUAGGGUUCAUAAACACUUAGUAACUGCAACUAAAUGGUCAAUUAUUAUAAGAACAGUACAUUAUUACUGUAAAUACAAAGGAAAGGUGAAUUAGUUGUAUAACAUACUAAUAUUUUAUACUUGCUAUAAACAAAACAAUACAUAUUGUUUUUAUGCUACCGUAAUUUUGUCAAUGUAUGAUUGCGAAACAUCAUUUCCCCAUAGUUCAGCCAAGUUGUUUGCCAUUUGAAGUACUAAGUGUCCAUAAAGCCUUAAUGAGAUUCAUAUCAGGACUUUGUGCAGGCCAAACUAUGGUUGCAAGUGUUCCAUCAGUCUUUCAUGUUUGUGUGUUUUUUGAACUUUUAAGUGUUGUUUCUCUACAUAUGCUGCAUGAAGAUGAAUCCUUUUCCAACAAAUCUUUUUUCCUGAAGGAAUGAUGUCAUGGAUAAGAAUCUUUUUGUACCUGUCAGCAGUGAGAGUGACAUCAAUUUUGUCUAGAUUUUCAAUACUACUGUUUGAUUGUUGCCAAAAAACUUGAAUUUGGAUUCAUCUGUAAACAGCACCCUCUUUCAACUUUAAUUAUCACAUUGUUUGAAGUCUUAUGUCCAUUUUAGCCUUUUGAUUUAGUUAUCUCUCUAAAACAGUGGGUUUUGAGCAUCUACACGUCCAUUUGGAUUACUUUAUGUAAUUACAGCUAGGUCACUGUAAAAACCUUGACUGGAGUGUUGUGUUUCGCAUAAAGAGUAUACCGUGAGUUACUUAACAGCACUUUUGGAGAGUUUGGACUUUGUAUCUUAAUGACUUCUAAUAUCAACAGUACUGGUUUCACAUGUCAUCUUCAAUGUUUUCAUUUAGCUUCUAAUGAAACAGAAACUUGUGUCUCAUUGUGUCACAUGGAGUAACCUUCACCAGCCAAAACUUAGAUCCAUACUCAUUUUUUGUGUGACAUUACUGGUGGGAAUAAUAGUGACUUCCUUUACUUUUAUAGGCUGUAGUACUGUCGAUAUGGUUGAACAACAGCCAGUCAGAGUCUAAGCUAUCAAUGACUGGCUGUAAUAUUGUGAAGUUAUUUUCAUACAAAAAAGAUUUUGCAACCCCAUAAUUAUUUUCAGUACUGUAUAUAGUUUUUAUUUCAUAAUUUGCUAACCAAAUCAGCUUUUGAUAAACAUUGUUCAUAUUUAUCGUGUAAUUCAUUUAAAUGUUUAUAUUUUCAUAAAUUUAAAAAAAGAUCAUAUAAAAUACACACUUCUUCCUCUUAUGUUGGUACUACUCCUCUAACUUUCGUGAUUUUGAAGAAAAAAGCCUAUGUAAUUUAUUGCACAUAACAUUAAGUAUUUAAUAUGUUUAACAAAUUGAACAUGAGGAGCCCUCUGAUGGAACUUGGUAAUAGUCAGGUGAUCAAAUGAGUUUGCAAUUUGAAAGUUUUCACGUACAAUCUCUACUGGUGAAUAUAAGUUGAUAAUUUCUCAACAAACAAAAUUGAUUAAAAGAAUUAAUGUGCCCUGUUUUAAAAUGAUGAAACUUCACUUAAGAAAAUAAAGCAAUAAUUAUUUUUAUAUAAACAUUAUCCCUAUGAUUUAUUGUAUAAAAUGUUAAAUUUUAAUUUUCAUUAUUAAAAGGUCUAAUUUUGAUAUUAAGAAAAAAUUAUAUUGUUAUUUAUCUAGUAGGGCUCAUGGUGGGUUGAAGUAAAUGUCUACAAUGUGUAAUAAGAUGUACAGCAAAUAUUUUGACAAAUGAACUGGAAGAUGUCUGCUUACAAAUUUUACUUCAUUACUCAGAACUUAAAUUCUUCAUUAAGAGAUGUGUGUAAUAUAAUAUAUAUAUAUAUAUACACUGUGUGUUUGUAUAUGUAAGUAUCUUUGUCAAUAUAUUUUAGAAUUUUAUAUCUGUAUCUAAAAUAGUGUGACAGUUAGGAAUGGCUCAUACAUUAGAUAUGCCAUAGGAGACAUUAACAAACAUUUUUUGUAGACUAUUAUGAUGCUGUUUUUCUAGCAAACCAUUCAUAAACUGAGGAAAUCAUUACUUGGAACAUAAAUAAAGGCAGUUUUGAAUCAGUAAUGAAGAGUGAGUGAUGACAAAGUCAUGCACUACCAUGAUUUUUCUAAUUCCUGCCAUUAUAACUGUUCAAAAUAUAUGUUGUUGAUGUCAUGACACUGAUUACAGGAUUACCUCCACAUAUUCUUGCAGGAUUAAUGAUAUCCCUACUAAUUAAUGCAACAAAAGAAAGAGAAACAGAUAUUGAAAUGCAAAACGUGGUAAAAAUAGGACUUUGAAAUAUGAUGGUGCACAAAGUUUACAUCACUUUGUAUAUACAUUUUAAGAUCUUUUAUUAUGCCACUGAUAGUAGCUUUUUAAAUGCUCUUAAACCAUUUAAGAUAUUUUUAACUAUGUCAAUUAUGUGAUAACAGUAAACAUGAUCUAGGAAAUUAACUAAUAAUUAUGGUAUCUAUAUUUUAGUUAGCUAUGCUUGUGGCUAAAAGACAUAUGAAAAAAAAAUUAAAUUUCAGUUAUGAAAUGAUAUAAAAGAUGGAAAGUAAAAUCAUCUUGUAUAAACAGUAGUAGCAUAUAAAUACCAAUGACAGAGAUGCAAUACAUAAAGCAGUGUUAUAAUAUUAAUCUGCUCCAUUUGACUAUCUUCUCAUUAUUGCUAAUUCUUCCAUUGUUGUUAGAUAUAUUUUAUUCUGUUGAUUAUACUUUAUUUGAUCCAUUCUGUAUGAGUUAUAAAAUAUAUGCAUGUAUAAUAAUGAUAGUGUGGCCUUUUUGACAGCAGAUAUUGCAACCAAAAUUUUGUUUUAUGUCGUCCAAGAAAAGAGCCUCGACACAAAGAAUUUUUAGAAAUGGACAUCACCGAGCUUCUUUGAA